AUGUGUGAAGAUCUGAAACACCUGAAAAUACUGAAACAGGGAGCGGAAGCAAGGCUCUAUGUUUGUAACUAUCUCGGAAGGCCGACAUUGAUAAAGGAAAGAUUCACAAAAAAAUACAGGCAUCCUGAUCUGGAUACCGUAAUAACCAAAGAUCGGAUAAAAAACGAGGCGCGUUCCAUUGUACGUUGUAAAACAGCAAACAUUAGAACUCCAACUUUGUACUUAGUUGAUUUCGACAGACGACGUAUUUACAUGGAGUACUUUGAAAAUAGUAAAACGGUCAAAGAUUUUAUAAAAAAUUUGUCAAACGUUGAAAAUUCGUGUAUAAUUGAGCAGAUAAAAAUUCUUGCGAAACUGAUCGGUGAAUCUAUACGGAAGCUGCAUGAGAACAACAUUAUCCAUGGAGAUUUGACUACAUCCAAUAUGUUGCUUGUACCGAAAAAUGAAAAUGAAGAAAUAAAUUGGCUUGAAGUUGAUAAAUUGGAUUUAGUCAUGAUUGACUUUGGUCUAUCAUUUAUUGAUUCUAGUACCGAAGACAAAGCCGUUGAUCUUUACGUCCUCGAAAGAGCAGUAGAGAGUACAGAUGUGCCACACCUCGAAGUGUUUCACGAUAUUUUAGAAGCAUAUCAGAAUUUCAGUGAAAAUAAUACUAAAGAAUUAAUAAAUAAAUAUAGAGAAGUAAGUGCUCGGGGAAGAAAGAGGACCAUGGUGGGAUAG
Messenger RNA from Arctia plantaginis, 717 nucleotides. The record is from the annotation of a GenBank genome assembly. Lineage: Eukaryota; Metazoa; Arthropoda; Insecta; Lepidoptera; Erebidae.